Molecule: messenger RNA, 1419 nt
Organism: Cutaneotrichosporon oleaginosum
Lineage: Eukaryota; Fungi; Basidiomycota; Tremellomycetes; Trichosporonales; Trichosporonaceae
Source: RefSeq, a predicted model, not a curated record
AUGCUUGACGCUGCCGUCCCGGAGCCGCCCCCGUCCUAUGCCGACGUCGAGGCUGAGUCCUCCGCCGGUGGUCCCAGUUCGGGUGGCGAAAGCUGGCCCGCCUCCCUCACCCCACUCUUUACCGGCCCACCUAAUGCCGAGCCCCUCAUUUCUCAUGAUCGCGCAGCGGCGCUUCCCGAGGUCGUCACGACCAAGAUGUACAACCGCUACGAGACGGCGGACGCGCGCCUGCAAAGUCCCAACCUUCUUUACGAUUUCAUCCGUGCCGAGGCUCUCAAAGCUCCCACCGUGAAAGUCCGCGCAGCCGCCUUCCACUGGGAGACAUCGCAGAGAACUCAGCAAGUGGUCGAGCGCGGCAUCCCGCGCCAAGUCCAAGCCGGCCAGCGCUACCGCGUCGCCGAUUUUGACUUCACCAUCGACCUCAGCAAGGUCGUGGCGCACGAGUCCAACUCAGCCAACAUUAGUCUGUUCACCCUUCCCACGACGAUCCCCGCGCGCCGCGGGACGAUGGGCCGCACGUUUGGGGCGUCGAUUGCUCCUUUCCCCGGCGCCAAAAGCGUUGGACGCUCACCAACCCGUGAAGAGAAAGGGCGAUGGGACGCGUACGCCAAGUUCCGGCACGAGCGCGGUCGCGCACCAUGGAGUGACAUUGCCAACGACGAGGAGUUCUGGACCGGCUACAAUCGCGACGGGCGCGGUAUCGCGCUGGGCGGACGCGAGGACGAGGAAGCCCUCAUCUCGAGCCAGCCGGCUGAGAACGACACCGCCCUCCGCGCUUGGUGCGAGGCGUACACGGCCGACUCAGGACCCAUGAAGUGCUUCAAACUCACCAAGACGGUGUACGGAUGGGACAUCGCCGCUCUCCGCAAGGCCAUCAUGGGCGCCAUCCACUCGACAGGCUACAUCGCCGAGGACGAGCAGAGCAUUACUGUCGAUAUCACAGUAUCUGAGGGCGACGUGGUGGUGCGCCCGCCCAACUUCUUCUCCAAGUACUACUACGGCAGUGGGGCGGCACACGUCUUCCUCAUGAUGCUGUUCUGGUGGGCUGUGCCCUUCCUUUGGCUCUGGCAGCGCCUCGACCCGCGUGCGGGUGGGCCCUACGACGUCGCCGUCGCUGCCUACGGCAUGAAGGUUUACCCGCCGCUGCCGAACACGUUUAAGAACGAGUCGACUGAGCAGGCGCAGCACCGCCUCGCUGCACUUUUCAAGACGCACCCCGAGAUCCCGGCCAACCCCCGCCUUCAGCGCGGACCGGAGGGCGUGCACUACCUCCUCGGCGAGCGGGAGGGGCAGUGGUUCCGCGAGUGGGAGGAGCGCAUCCGCAUGGCUGUGCGCAUGCGCCAUUGCGGCGAGCUGGAGAACCCGCGCGUCAUCGAUGACGGGAUGGAGGGGCCUGAGCUCGACGGAUACGUUGAGUGA